CCUCGGCGUCCGGCGGUUGGGGCGUUCUCCGUGCGUGAGCCGGCAGUGCGCCUGCGCAGGCCGCGGGACGCCAACCGAUCCCCGCAGAGCUGAGGACCCGGGUGGCGAGCGGACCUCGGCGGGGCCGGUAGUACAGUAGAAGCUAGCCUGAUUGAAGAAAUUUGUCAAUGAUUGUACUUUAUAUUGGAAGCAGAACCUGGAGUCAAGAUUUUAUCACUUUAAACAAUUUUGAUGGCAGAAAGAAGAAGACCCUUCAAUGUGAGGGAAGCAAUGGAGGAACUCAUGGGACCUAGUGGACGAAAUUGGGCCAGUAUGGAUCCAGAAGAACAAAUGUUAGCGGCUGCUACAGCUUUCACCCAGAUCUGUGCAGGGCAGGGUGAGGGAGAUGUGAGGAGAGAAGCCUGGCCUACCCAGUACGAUCCCUACAGCAAAGCUUUCCUAACCCAAUAUGAUCCUUACAGCAAAGCUUCAGUAACCCCAGGAAAGCGACCUGCUCUUCCUGAGCAACUGCAGUACCCACAUGCAAAAAGUGACGUCACCUCAGAAACAGCCUCGGAGGCCUCCCAAAGACCCCGAAGGCCAGUGAUGAAGAGAAAGGUGCUGCGUAGGAAGCCCGACGGGGAAGUAUUAGUGACAGAUGAGUCCAUUAUCAGUGAGUCAGAGUCUGGUACAGAAAUUGAUAUGGAUCUCUGGGAUUUAAGACAAAGGCUGAUUAACCUUCAGUUCCCAAAAGGCGGGGAGUCCCCUGUUGAUAUUUCAGAAAAACUUCAUCUCCCACAUGAAUACCAAGAUCAGCUCAAUAGCUAUCUACAAAGAGAAGGAAUGGGCCCCCCAGCUUAUGAACAAGACCUGAUUGUUGCCAGCCGACCAAAGUCCUUCAUUCUACCAAGGCUGGACCAGUUAAGCCGAAACCGGGGCAAGAUAGACCGGGUGGCCCGCUAUUUUGAGUACAAACGAGACUGGGACUCCAUGCGAUUACCUGGCGAAGAUCACAGGAAGGAGUUACGCUGGGGUGUCCGAGAGCAGAUGCUUUGUCGAGCAGAACCGCAGUCCAAGCCUCAGCACAUCUAUGUUCCAAACAAUUACCUGGUGCCAACUGAGAAGAAAAGAUCUGCUCUUUGUUGGGGUAUUCGCUGUGACCUUGCAAAUGGUGUCAUGCCCAGGAAGCUUCCCUUCCCUCUUUCCCCUACUUAAGUAUUUUGUUAUUUUUUUAACCUGUCCCACAGGGUUGUUUGGGAUAACAUGGCAUUUUAUAUCUUUUAUUUAAAUAGAAACAACUAACUUGAAAGACCAUGGUAGAUUAUAGAGUAAGGACUUCACCCAUCAUUGGUUUUUCCUAGGUAUAUAUCACACUGGUAUCAGAUGCCCCUUAAUUGCCAAAUCACCACUCUCAAAUCCAGCAAUGCAAAAGAAAUCACACCAGACGAAGAACACAGACCUGUUCUCUCUACUGUCAGAUUAGUCAGCAAAGUCGGCUAACACUGUUUUUGCUCUAUACUGUUUUUUUUACCUUUGAUCAGCGUGAGUUGCUUUUUUUAAUAGUUGCUGGGCGUUAAGCUUAUCCAUUAAAGAAUUUUGGAAAUCUG
This is a messenger RNA of Pipistrellus kuhlii (Kuhl's pipistrelle), 1586 nucleotides long. It is a transcript of the gene HYLS1, whose product is annotated as HYLS1 centriolar and ciliogenesis associated. The coding region runs from base 232 to 1194 and encodes 320 amino acids. NCBI's taxonomy places the organism in Eukaryota, Metazoa, Chordata, Mammalia, Chiroptera, Vespertilionidae. The transcript is spliced from 3 exons. Gene Ontology annotation, cellular component: non-motile cilium; centriole. Gene Ontology annotation, biological process: cilium assembly. The record is from RefSeq and is a predicted model, not a curated record.